Molecule: messenger RNA, 1024 nt
Organism: Chondrus crispus (carragheen)
Lineage: Eukaryota; Rhodophyta; Florideophyceae; Gigartinales; Gigartinaceae
Exons: 2
Coding region: 1-624 (207 amino acids)
Source: RefSeq, a predicted model, not a curated record
AUGUUCCGCACACCGGCGCUAUCCCACAAUCAUCAUCAUCACCCAAAGAGCCCCACAAUGUCACCGUCAAGCUACCGCCACCUCCUCGUCAGUUCCGCGUCAAACUGGAAUUCAAACUGCACUAUGCAUGAUCCAGGCAGUGGGGACUCUAUCGCAGAACUGCGCUUCUCAGGCAGAAGUGGCAGUGGCAGCUUGAUCAUUUGGGACAGAUCUUCUACAUUUGAGGUAAGAAAGGAAGGGCAUGGUACUCAUUGGACGCUUCUCGGAUCCAACGGAAAGGGGAGGCUGGCCACUGCGACGAGUGGUAAGAGAAAGUCUGAGCGUGUGGUGAAGAUUGAUAUGGGAAAGUCGUCGUGGGAACUCGUGAGUGGGCGGAGUCGGAUGCGAAAGCGAUGGGACUUAUAUAAGCUUAGUUCAGGAUAUUCGAAGAAGGGGUCGAAACACGUCAGGACCACGAAGAAGAGGGAGGACCUGGUAGGGGAGGUCGUGGGGCACGGGUGGAGGAAUGGCGAGCAUGCUGUCUAUGUGCGUGAAGAUCUACCGAUGGAGAUUGUUGCUUUCGCUGCAUGGAUGGUGAGAAAAGGGGCGAAGGGGGAUAAGCGCGCUGCGGAGCGGGGUGGAUAACGUAAGAAGUGAAUUUCAACAAAUGAAGAUUUCCAUCAACAUGUCGUGGGUCUGUUUUCGUCGUGGAAAGUAUCGCGACGUGUGAGGAUGAUGCAUAGAUGCCUUCCCGUUGGGGAAGAAGGGAACCUCUGAUACCCAGUUAAGAGCUGUGGGGGGAACGAAUAUGUGGAGAAGAGAUUGCAGAACUGAUUGCAGAACUGAUUGCCGUAAGGGCCCGCGCUUGAAGGUAGUCUUGUGACCUAGACAUACUGGAGAGCGUAAAUUUACGCUUCUGUGAAAAAAAGGGCGAUGACUUCCGCCGCCGUCGCGUGCUGUCGGACGGCGGCCAUAAAUACUGUAAAAAUGUCUACAACAAGGGUAUCAUACGUCAGCCUGCAAGUUGUGAGACAGAAUUCUGCUA